AUGUCAGACUCCACCUCUUCAUUACUGCUUCUAUCCGAUCAGGCGUCAGUCUGCUUUGCAAACUCUUCAAAAAUGAUUGAGCAGACAAAUCGGACGAUCAUAGGAGCAACUAUUCUCGUAUUUUCCCUGAUUUCAAAUUUUUUGAAUGUAACAGUUAUUACCGCGAUUAUCAAUGAAUGGAGCUCUUUCCGUAGACAGAUAUUUAUUCAAUUUGUGUUCAGUAUGAUUACUGCCGGAACAGUUUAUACAAGUGUCAACUUUUUUGUAUCAAUUCCAUGUUCUUUCAGUUUCUGCCCAUAUUUAAAAGAUGACUAUCUCAUGAUUAUAUUAUCACUUCCAAAUACAUUGAGUUUCAUUGCGUACCUUUUGGCAAACUUUGGAUUUUCCAUUUACCGCUUAUGUAUCGUAUUUGAUAUAUUCAGGCAUCACCUGAAAACAGUACAAUUCGUUACUUUGUAUCUUCCGUGGAUUCUAUCAAUAUACGUAGUAAUUGAUACCACGUGGCAUGGAUGUAUAAAACGUUUCAAUAGGUGGUCCAUCGGUUACACAUAUAACUGCUCAAACUGCAAUGUUUGGUUUGGAGUCAGUUUCAUUGGUGUGAACUUUUACGCCGGACAAGUUCUUCCAAUUAUGAUGUGCUUCAUGUAUGGGAUUAUGAUUGUUGAUAUCUUUUGGAAAAAAUCAAAAGGUGGAGGGAAGUCGAGAAGGUUCACUGCUUUUGAUAUCAAACUGGCGUUUCAAUAUCUUCUUGUUUGCCUUGUUCAGUACCUUGCAUCUUUUUUAUUUUACAUUGUUCCAAAAGUUGGAAAUGGAAGUACACUUGCAAUCAUAGCAAUGAAUAUCAUUGGUGUUAUUGACAUGGGACUUAACCCACUUAUUCUACUCAUUUUCAAUUCAAAAGUUCGUCUUGCCACUGUCGUUCUCUUCAAGUUUUUGCCUUGCUUAAAAGUCAAUCAGCCAAAAGUGGCUACAGUGACAAUAGUUCUUAUGAAAAGCACGCAGUAGUUCAAUUUUUCAUAUGUUUUUGUUGUUAAUUAUAUUGAUCAUUUUGUUACGGGAACUUGUUUUUUGAAAAUAAAU
Molecule: messenger RNA, 1080 nt
Organism: Caenorhabditis elegans
Lineage: Eukaryota; Metazoa; Nematoda; Chromadorea; Rhabditida; Rhabditidae
Gene: ZC487.2
Product: G_PROTEIN_RECEP_F1_2 domain-containing protein
Exons: 6
Coding region: 1-1005 (334 amino acids)
Source: RefSeq, marked reviewed